UCUCGGAUUUAUAAAUAAACCCUCACACACACACACACACACACACACACACACACGAUCUGCUUAGACCUGCAGUGUGCUUGGGAAUGGAGUUUAUUUCAAUAAUGUAUUCUGGAGUUUGAGAAAAUCAGGUGAAGCAGGUGAAGAAAUGCGUCGUAGCAGAUUGUCUCUCUCUGACCAGGUGGGAGAAAAGGGCAGGUAUGAGACUCCGCCCACCUCCGAGCUCCACAGGUUACUGUGGAUCAAACCAGGCACGAGCGGCCAUCUUGAUGAGGUCAGACCGGGCAUCUACAUCGGAGACCUGUACGCAGCUAAAGACAGAACCCUGUUACAGGCGCUGAACAUCAGUCACGUGUUGAACGCAGCUCACGGUAAAUUCAACGUGAACACAGGAGCGAGUUUCUACAGAGGCACCAACAUCACGUACCACGGCGUGGAGGCCUUCGACAUGCCCACCUUCGACAUGAGCCCCUUCUUCUACAGCGCCGCCAAGUUCAUCAAGAGCGCACUGAGCACCCCUGGAGGUAAGGUGUUUGUGCAUUGUGCGAUGGGUCUGAGUCGCUCGGCCACGCUGGUCCUCGCCUACCUGAUGAUCGAGGAGAAGAUGACGCUGGUGGAGGCCAUUAGUGCUGUAGCGCAGUACAGGAACAUCUGCCCCAACACGGGCUUCCUGGAGCAGCUGCGCACACUCGACACACAACUGCAGAACCGACACAGCGCCAUCUAG
This is a messenger RNA of Pangasianodon hypophthalmus (striped catfish), 727 nucleotides long. Its product is annotated as dual specificity protein phosphatase 13-like. The coding region runs from base 149 to 727 and encodes 192 amino acids. NCBI's taxonomy places the organism in Eukaryota, Metazoa, Chordata, Actinopteri, Siluriformes, Pangasiidae. Gene Ontology annotation, molecular function: protein tyrosine/serine/threonine phosphatase activity; MAP kinase phosphatase activity. Gene Ontology annotation, cellular component: cytoplasm. Gene Ontology annotation, biological process: protein dephosphorylation; negative regulation of MAPK cascade. The transcript has 4 exons. The record is from RefSeq and is a predicted model, not a curated record.